UAGCCGAUCUCACAUCGCUUCCACACCCACUCCCACUUAUCUUUCGCCCUCCCAUCCUUGCGUUUGCGUGUGGGGAAGGUCGCCGGAGAAUGGAGACCUUCUACUGGCUGCUCUUUGGCGGGCUAGCCGCGGUGGUGGCGGCUCUCGAGCUCAGCAAGACCGGCCGCGACCGUUCCGUCACUUCCGCCGCUUUCAACUCCUUCAAGAACAACUACCUCCUCGUCUACUCCCUCAUGAUGGCUGGAGACUGGUUGCAGGGGCCCUAUGUGUACUAUCUCUAUACUACGUAUGGGUAUGAUAAGGGAGAUAUUGGUCGGCUGUUCAUCGCCGGGUUCGGAUCUUCCAUGCUGUUCGGCACCAUUGUCGGUUCCCUUGCGGACAAACAGGGUCGGAAGAGAGCUUCUGUCACAUACUGUAUCUCCUACAUACUGAGUUGCAUCACCAAGCAUUCUCCACAAUAUAAGGUCUUGAUGCUGGGACGCAUAUUGGGCGGGAUCGCCACGUCGCUCUUGUUUUCUGCGUUUGAAUCAUGGCUUGUUGCAGAACACAACAAGAGGGGUUUCGAACCACGAUGGUUGUCUAUAACUUUUUCCAAGGCCAUAUUUUUUGGCAAUGGCCUGGUUGCCAUUGUAUCUGGGCUGUUUGCUAAUUUGCUGACAGAUAACUUGGGUUUUGGACCUGUUGCUCCCUUUGAUGCUGCUGCAUGCUUCCUUGCAAUUGGCAUGGCUGUUAUAUUGUCAACAUGGACUGAGAACUAUGGAGAUCCUUCAGAAAGCAAGGAUUUGCUCACCCAGUUUAAGGUUGCUGCAUCAGCUAUUUCUUCUGAUGAGAAAAUUGCUUUGCUGGGAGCAAUUCAGUCACUGUUUGAGGGCUCUAUGUAUACAUUUGUCUUCCUUUGGACUCCUGCUCUAAGUCCAAAUGAUGAGGAUAUUCCUCAUGGUUUCAUCUUUGCCACUUUCAUGCUCUCGUCGAUGUUAGGGAGCUCCACAGCAUCUCGGCUAUUGGCCCGUGCUGUACCCAAAGUUGAAUCUUACAUGCAGCUUGUAUUUUCGAUUGCAGCAUUUACUCUUCUCCUGCCUGUUAUUACUAAUUCCUUGAUAGCACCAUCAACGGUUAAAGGUGGGGGCAUUUCUUUUGGGGGUUGUAUUCAGCUCUUUGGAUUCUGUACAUUUGAAGCAUGUGUUGGAAUAUUUUGGCCAUCCAUUAUGAAAAUGCGAUCCCAGUACAUUCCUGAGGAGGCUAGGAGCACAAUCAUGAACUUCUUCCGCAUUCCCCUUAACAUAUUUGUCUGCGUUGUUCUUUACAAUGUGAGUGCAUUCCCUAUGACCGUCAUGUUCGGCAUGUGCUCUGUUUUCCUUUUCCUUGCUGCAAUUCUACAGAGGAGAUUGAUGACCGUUGCUGAGAUCCACAGAUCAACAGAGUCUCAAGAUUGGUCUUCUUUGAAGGAGAGGGAUGAUGAAGCAGAGCCACUGAACAUAUGAUGAAUCAAAAAAAGUGGCGUUCAAAACACAAAGGCACGAUCUUUCGCCAUAGUUCUUAGGGGUUCCUUUGGCUGAUAAGCUGAUGCACAAUAAGUUUGCUACACUCAUAAGUGGACUAGUAUGCUACCAGCCAAACAGCAUCAGAGAAGCAAGGAUCCAAAUUAAGUGAGGUUUACUCUAGAUUCUUAUUUUUUUAAUUUGUUCAAGCGCUGCAAAGUUCGUAGGCAUUUGUCUAUUGCAGUAAUCAAGUCAAUUCCAGAAUUUGUUUUCCUAAAAUCUCUAUGGUUCCUUCUCUACUUCUCACUCAUUAAUGUUUCUUGGUCGUCAAGUUCAUUGUGUAUUCAGAAUGUAAUAAUGUAAUCAAUAUUGAAAGUCUUCAAAUUAAAUACAUAUUGAUAUUCCUAGA
Messenger RNA from Zingiber officinale, 1887 nucleotides. Its product is annotated as molybdate-anion transporter-like. NCBI's taxonomy places the organism in Eukaryota, Viridiplantae, Streptophyta, Magnoliopsida, Zingiberales, Zingiberaceae. The transcript is spliced from 8 exons. Gene Ontology annotation, molecular function: molybdate ion transmembrane transporter activity. Bases 90 to 1481 code for a protein of 463 amino acids. Gene Ontology annotation, cellular component: membrane. Gene Ontology annotation, biological process: molybdate ion transport. The record is from RefSeq and is a predicted model, not a curated record.